Messenger RNA from Closterium sp. NIES-67, 2069 nucleotides. The record is from the annotation of a GenBank genome assembly. NCBI's taxonomy places the organism in Eukaryota, Viridiplantae, Streptophyta, Zygnematophyceae, Desmidiales, Closteriaceae.
GUUCAUUUCAGUAGUCCAGCUUUGAACUAGGCUCAUGAUUCUGAUACCUGAAGUCCUCUCUUACGAUGGAAGCACACGAAGGAUGCUAUGCACUGUACGUAGAUAACACUUGUCCGUUGCAGCGUGAAAGCUCCUCGUGUUGACCUUGCCUCGUCGUCGUCGAUUCGUCUUGGCAGCGUCACUGAAGCUGAGAUUUUUCUCAUGGCUUCUUCCACACGACGGAUGUCAAGUUUCCUCUGUCAAUAACUACGGAACCGCCAGUCGUCUACGCAACAGGUGCUAACGUCAAGUAUCUUAGGGCCUCGUGCUCAUCGUUAUAGCGACUUGCUAUCAGCGUUCGUUUUAGGCCACUUCUGCGAGGCCCUUCAGACCAAACCCUCACUCAGAACAGCUUCUCUGGCUGCAAUCUAACAGCGUCAGUCAGUGCUCCGGCAAUCAUGAAUAUUCCUGCUCCAGGCUCCGUUUCCGUUCGCAGCUCGUCUCUUGUCCCUCCGCCAGGCACUCGCAUUUGCGUCGCUGCAUCACCUAGAUCAUUGCCGUCCGAAAAGGACAGACAGUCCCGAACACAUGACAGCUUUCGGCUACGAGAAAACCCGCGAAACUCGAUCAGAGGAAUUCCCGGAAGAAGGUGCUUGUGGAAUGAUGAGACGCCUCAUUGCUGUAAAUCUUAUUCCUUGAGGAGUGUGAGAAGCAGUUCGAGGAGCAGUUUGGGAAGCAGCUUGGGAAGCAGUAUGGGAACUGGCAUCAGAAGCAGCAUGAGAACACUCUUGAGAAGCAGUAUGAGCAGUAGUGUAAGAACACCCAUGAGCAGCAGCAGCCUCAGGUCGGAAGCGUUCAGAGACAGAAUGAGAUCAACGGCUGCAGAAUCCCCUUCUUCCAAUAUGGUGUCGAGAUCAACGGCUACGAUUGGAGUGUCCAAGAGCGUGGACCGUCGCGAUGUUCUCCGGGUUGUUUGUUCAACAUCGGAAGCUUCCAGUCAGGCCGCGUCGACUCAGAGACAAAGCGAAUUAAGGAUGGCGCAGCAUACCCAACAACCGGAGCAACUAUCUCAACAGGCAAGGCAGGAACCACAGUCCCAGCAACCCUGGCAGCAGCAGCAGCAGCCGCCGUGGCAGCGACAGCAGCAGGAGCAGGACCAGGCAAAGCAAGGGAAGAAGGCGGGGCAAGGGAAGACCCAACAGUCCCAGGCGCAAUGGCAGGCGGCCAUCAGCAAAUCCGGCGUGCAGUCAGCCGCAGCACCCAUGGGAACCGAGCGGCACCUCGCCACAGCGAUGCUGUUCCUCGUAGCCCUCUCGGUCUGCCUCUGGCUGGACGUGAAAACCGCAACGGACCUGCUUGUAUCGGGUACGAGGGCGUUCGUGCAGCUGACAGCCGUCGGAUUGGGGCUCAAGUACAUCUUCACCAUUGACAGCUCGCACCCUGUCUUCGUCGCCGUGGCAGUCAUGGUCGUGAUAGCAUCGUACACGGCCUCCCAGAGGGCCAAGUCCGUGCCUCGAGGCUUCUGGGUGGCGCUGGUGGCUGUGGCUACCGGCACUGUCACUGCGCUCUCGCUCCUCGUCAGCUUACAGGUGGUGCGGCUGCGACCGCGGUUUGUGAUUCCCAUCGGGGGCAUUGUGGUGGGCAGCAGCAUGACCAUCGCUGCCAACACCAUGCAGCGACUGGCGGACGACUUCGAGCAGAGGAGAGGGCAGCUAGAGGCAGCACUAGCCCUGGGCGCCAGCCAAUGGGAGGCCUCUCUCCCUCUCAUCAAGCGCGCGGUGGCCGUGGGCUUCGGCCCGACGAUAGACUACACCAAGACAGUGGGGCUGAUUCAGCUCCCAGGCUCCAUGACCGGGAUGAUCAUGGGGGGAGCGUCCCCCCAAGAAGCGGUGAAUCUGCAGAUUACCAUCACGUUUCUUCUUUUGGGAGCUCUUUCGCUCUCCUGUAUUGUGUCGGCGCUUCUAGCUGCCCCACAGUUUUUUCAUAGCCCAGCGCAGCUGCUAGAGACUUGGUGAGACAAUUUGUUGUUUCUAGGCCGAGCGCUGCAUUGUUCUUGGCACGUUCUAGAUCAAUGAAGCAUGCAUGUUGAU